CCUAGUAGUUGGCUAUGACGAGGGGCGCUGCGCCUUUGCUCUUCUCUCUCUCGCCGAGCAAAGCGGGGAUCUUGAUGCGCUAGGGCAUCGAUUCUCGUUGAUCGCGUUGGCAGCGCCCGCAGCGGUGGCGGCAUUGGGAUUGUGACGCUUGCCCGGGCAAUGUGUCGAAUUUGAAGGCGCUGCGCCACUGUGUCACGGGCGCGAUCGGCGAGCGCAGCGCGCGUCGACGGGGCAUCGAUGGAGCUAGGUAAUCACACAAGGGGCUCGCGUUGAAUCGAGCUUUUUCCUUCUUUCUCUCUGCUUCCCGUGAUCUUCCUCGCUUUUCCCAUUCGAUCCUCGGCUUUCCAUGGCGAAUUGGAGGUAAUCGCUCCGAAAUAUUCCCUCCUCUUGGCAGCGGGCGCUCGAAAUACUUCCACUCCGAUCGAUCCGCAAGAUGGAUCCGUAUAAGAAGCCCCAUGAUCUCAAGAAGGUGUGGAAGGUUGGAGUUCUCACUGCGGUGAUCCGACACAUGUCCCCGGAUAUCGGGAAGAUCAGGAAGCUCGUGAGGCAGUCCAAGUGCUUGCAAGACAAGAUAACUGCCAAGGAGAGCGCGACGUGGAUCUCGGUGCUCAAUCAGGAGGAGGCGCUGGACGUCAAAGACGUUUCAGUUCUUGAAGUCGAUUGAUCACUCACUCACUCACUGACGAUCUCAGGUCGGGAAUGCGUUUGAAGAUCUUACGUAGUGGUACCUUGAUAAUGCCAAAGACAAUCCCAAGAUCUUUCGUGGCACUGAAAGAUGCGCUUCGGGAAUCUUACAAGCUAUCCGAGAGUUCAAGUUUGAUCCUUGUGUUUCGCCCAGGGAUGCCGACUUACUGAGCCAGCUCACUGCUGGGGACACCGAAGGGUUGAUCGGACGUGGAGUGUGAGAUGGUUACGAGGCGAGGUUGAAAGCUCCCACGAGGUGUUUGAACACUUGAAAAGGCCAAUGGCCCCUGACUCAACGCUGGUCACUCCGUGGAAACUAGAAGACGAUCUUCGUAGAAGCGUUGAGAUUCUACGUCCCCUCCACGGUAUUCCCAGGGGAAAGAACUUCUGUAUGUGGGUUGAUGGGGGUUGGGGACGUUACUUGGGUUGUCAAGUUUGAUAAGUGGCAGCGAACGGACGAAGAGCUGAAUUAUCGCUUGACAACCGCCGUGUGUUUCAAUAUGAGGAUGGCAUGCCUUAUGCGAGUGCAUUACGAAUCCACGAAACGUGGCUUGAUGGUUAUGCGGGAAGACCUUUGGUCCUAAUGUAGGAGACACAGCCAACGAUAGGCGAAAAAAUAAGCAGGGACGAAUCAUCGUGCCUCGCUUCCUUCCAUGCUUUAGAUGCUCAAAUGAUUCUUUCAUUCCCUUUCGCUCGCAUAAAUUACUCGUGUUGACAAGAAAAGAGUUGAAGUGUGUGAGAGUGUGUGUAAGUGUGUAACUUACGACAGCUUUUCCUGUAGAUUCCCCUGCAUUCCCUGUCCUUUUGUUUCCUUUUUUAGUUCCAUAGGCCAAUGGAUCGCUUGCUUCUUCUCUCCUCUUGCACUCUGCUGCGUCAGUUUCACUCGGGAUAACGUAUUCUUAUGUAAUUGUUCGCUGGCGUCGGUGAGAAACGAAGGCUUUCCCCCUUUUUUCCAGAGAUGAUCUUAAGGCGCUGUUUUCUUGUGAGAAUUGGUGGUGCUCCUCCCCAGCACAAUGCAUUUGAUGAUUCCACGCCACCAUUUGUCUCGUCAUAUGCUCACUGCCACUGUUCUUCCUGUGCUUCCAGAGCACAGGCGCCAGAAAAGUUUGAAGAGGCAUUCUGAACUUGACACCAUUUCCUCCAGGUAAUCCAAGCUUUCAGACAUGGUGAAGUUCCAGAAGCAGCUGGAGGGCCAGCUCGUCCCAGAGUGGCGGGUGAAGUACUGCGACUACAAGCAGCUCAAGAAAGUUGUCAAGAGAAUCAAAACCCAGAUCCUACAUACCAAGAACCAGCAGCACAAGGUGUUCGAUCCAAAUGUCUUCUCCGUUGACAAGAGCAAGCUUGAAAACUUGCUGCAAAAUCCCAGCGCCAUUCUAAGCAGCUGCUGCGAACAAUCCAUAUCCUCGGAAACGUCCAUGGUUGUGCACAAGACGAGAAUUGGAGAUGGCGAGGAUUUUUACGAGACGGAGCUGUUUGGAACUCGAUCGGAUCACGAAAAGAGCUUCUUUUUCGGCCUUGACGAUCAGCUCAACAAAGUGGACAACUUUUUUAGAUGCAAGGAAGACGAGUACGAUGCUCAAGCACGGCAACUUCACAUCCAAAUGGAAGAGCUCAUCGCUAUGCAAGAUGACGAAUCUCAGAGCUUGAAGGGGAGCCCCGGCAACAAAGGAAAGGUUCAGCGAGCAGCCAAGAUGCUCCAGACGGCCUUUGUCGAAUUUUAUCGUGGGCUUCGACUCCUAAGAAACUUCAGCUCCUUGAACAUGAUGGCAUUCGUCAAGAUCCGCAAGAAAUAUGAAAAGGUGACUGGAGUCUGGCAGUUACCACUUUGCAACGUCGGAAGGUAGUAAAGUUUAUGGACCGCGUAGAGAGAGUGUUCACUCUGCACUUUACGAAAGGCAACCGAAAGCGAGCCAUGGGAUAUCUCAGGCCCAUACACUCUGCGAGCAAUCAUGGAAAUAUAAACUUUAUCCUGGAUAUCCAUUUCAUGCACUCGGAUCGUCGUUAUUAAUUAACCUUCUAUCACCAUUGAUGAUGCGACGCAGAGAUUGUAUACUAGUGGUUUCAUGUCAAUGGCAUUGCCUCUAGAAAAGGAAAGCACUCACCAUACCUCUGGGAAUAACUGUAAUCUAUUCAUUUAAUUUUCAGCUAGAACUUUCAGAGAUCACGGACCU
Molecule: messenger RNA, 2855 nt
Organism: Selaginella moellendorffii
Lineage: Eukaryota; Viridiplantae; Streptophyta; Lycopodiopsida; Selaginellales; Selaginellaceae
Product: phosphate transporter PHO1-1
Exons: 10
Coding region: 1848-2528 (226 amino acids)
Biological process (GO): cellular response to phosphate starvation; phosphate ion transport
Cellular component (GO): trans-Golgi network; cytoplasm; Golgi apparatus
Molecular function (GO): inositol hexakisphosphate binding
Source: RefSeq, a predicted model, not a curated record